GCUUUAAUACUAAGAUGUGAUGAUCCACAAGUACGAGUUAUUUAGGCAGCACCCUCAGUGCCAGGAGGAGCAUACAUUUCCAUUUUGGGAAUUUAUUUUAGAGAAUACCUCUUUUUCUUCUUCAAAUAUGACAUUCACUUAAAAAUGAACAUUGGAUUUAUUAUUACGGUUAGAAACUGAGGUUGAGAUCAAACUCUUAAGACUUCUAGAAGUAAAAAGGAAGUAGCACUCCAGUGGAAGCUCUAAAGGAUUCUUCCACCAUGAAGAAACUGAUGCUGUGGUCCUUUUUGGUAUUAUGCUCAGCCAGACCCUAUCAGAGAGUCAGAAUUACGGAUUUCAUACGGACACCUGAACAUAUACUCCAUGACUAUGAGAAUGAUAACGCUGAAAACAAUUACAUUCUCUUGUCCAACCGGAGUGCCAGAGCAACUAGUUUACCACAAGUUCCUUAUUCUGUGUGUCCUUUUGGAUGCCAGUGUAUGCUGAGAGUUGUACAAUGCUCUGAUCUUGCUUUAGCAUCUGUCCCAAAAGACAUCCCUGCAGAUACACUCAUGAUCGACCUUCAAAACAACAAAAUCGCGGAAAUCAAGGAGAAUGAUUUCAAGGGACUGAAAAACCUAUAUGCACUGUUUCUACUUAACAACCAGAUCUCUAAGAUCCACUCAAAAGCCUUUCGCCACUUGAAUCAACUUCAGCUGCUGUACCUUUCUCACAACCUUCUUACACAAAUCCCAACCAAUCUACCGAAAAAUGUGCUAGAACUGAGAAUUCAUGACAACAAGAUAAUGAAGGUCCAAAAGGAUGCAUUCAAGGGGAUGAAGUCCCUACAUGUUUUAGAAAUGAGUGCAAAUCCACUUCAAAACAGUGGCAUUGAACUAGGAGCUUUUGAUGGAAUGUCUGUUUACUAUCUGAGAAUUGCAGAAGCAGAACUGACUACAAUCCCAAAAGAUUUACCGUCUUCCCUGUAUGAAUUGCACCUUGAUUACAAUAAGAUCGGAAAAGUGGAAAUUGAAGAUUUUAUAAGAUACAAAUAUUUACAAAGGCUUGGACUUGGGAACAACCAAAUAAAAUCUAUUGAAAAUGGAAGUCUAGCCUAUCUUCCAAAUUUAAGGGAACUUCACCUAGAUUACAACAAACUUAAACAUGUCCCAGCUGGUUUAGCAUCUCUGAAGUAUUUACAGGUUGUCUACCUCCAUUUUAACAACAUCAGCAGUAUUGGAGUAAAUGACUUCUGUCCUACAGAAGCCAGAAAAAAGAAAAUUGUCUAUUCUGGCAUCAGUCUCUUUGGAAAUUCCUUCAAGUACUGGGAAGUACAGCCAACUACUUUCCGCUGUGUCUCUACUCAGAUGGGAGUUCAGCUUGGUAAUUUCCGUAAGAGAAAAUGAGGGGAAAAGUAUUACUUGUUAAUUACUUGAAAUGUUAAAAUAUUAAAUCUUUGGGUAAUUUUAAAUCUAAAAUGCAGGGGAGACACAAAAAAAUGAAAUGCAGUUUUUUUUUUCUUUUCAAAUCGUUAUUCAAAAACACCUAAUUUGUGCUUAAUAAAGCAAACAGGUGAUAUGGCCUAUUUAUAUUAUUGAUUGAAAAUUUUCAUUACAGAACAAGAUUUACCAAGGUGUCAAGUUAAAUAUGUACUGUAUCAAAAAGGACACGUGAAAAUUCAGUACAUGGAUAGUUAACUUGAUAACUAAGAAAGCAAAGGUGUUGCUUUUAAUCCUACAGUUUUGCUGAAAAUGCUUUCAUGCCUAAAUACUUUACCAUGCACAAUUUUGCAGGAGCCAUAACAGUAAAAUACAAAAUAAAGGAAGGAUCACCAGUGAGUAAUUUAGGAAGUACAUUAGAGAUUACAGCUAAGUAAACCACUUUUCUGUCUAAGUUUUAUCUAAUUCCUUUUUCGAGGCUCCCGCCCUCCUUUUUAUUUUUCAUUAUUGUAAUGCAAAACAACAUGUAUCAUAACACAUUACUUUAUAUUUGUUAAUAGAAUAUAUUCAAGCUUGUAAGACAUUGAUCUUGUACUGCAAUUAAUCAUAUUAUUUGUUAUUAUUUAAAA
Molecule: messenger RNA, 2047 nt
Organism: Erpetoichthys calabaricus (reedfish)
Lineage: Eukaryota; Metazoa; Chordata; Cladistia; Polypteriformes; Polypteridae
Gene: aspn
Product: asporin (LRR class 1)
Exons: 8
Coding region: 261-1385 (374 amino acids)
Molecular function (GO): protein binding
Source: RefSeq, a predicted model, not a curated record